Messenger RNA from Tympanuchus pallidicinctus (lesser prairie-chicken), 3782 nucleotides. RefSeq names its product poly(ADP-ribose) polymerase family member 9 (gene PARP9). Lineage: Eukaryota; Metazoa; Chordata; Aves; Galliformes; Phasianidae. Gene Ontology annotation, biological process: negative regulation of gene expression; positive regulation of type II interferon-mediated signaling pathway. The transcript is spliced from 10 exons. The record is from RefSeq and is a predicted model, not a curated record. The coding region runs from base 163 to 2490 and encodes 775 amino acids. Gene Ontology annotation, cellular component: nucleus; cytoplasm. Gene Ontology annotation, molecular function: ubiquitin-like protein ligase binding; NAD+ poly-ADP-ribosyltransferase activity; transcription corepressor activity.
GAGGAGCUUCACCUGCGGCUGAGAGGCGGUUCUCCCGGCCCGGCUCCGCGUUUCGCCGCGCCCCAAGGAACGCCUGGGCUUCGGGCUGCGGAGCAGCGCCGCUGUCCUGGGGAGAGCCAACAGUCAGAGAGCCCGGAAGACAAGCGCGGUCCAGGGCCAAGAAUGGAUGAGGGCACCGUGACAAUCCCCAUCAAUAAAGAUACUUAUGAAGUUCUUAAGAAAAGAGAGAACAGUCUACGUAAUCUCACUUAUAAAAAGUUUGCCUGUACAGUGACCUGUACAAAAUGUGCUGCUGAAGUAUACAGAAAAGUAUUAACGCAGGGAAUUCACCUGUCGGUCUAUAAGGCUGAUCUGACAAGUCACAAGGUCGACGCUGUGGUGAAUGCAGCCAGUGAAAGCCUGGACCAUUUAGGAGGUCUUGCUUUAGCUCUUGUGAAUGCCGGAGGGCCAGAAAUAGUAGAGGAAAGCAGAAGUCUUAUUAGAAAAUAUGGAAAAGUCGCAACUGGCAAAAUAGCAGUGACAGGUGGAGGGAAACUUCCGUGUAAGAAAAUUAUCCACGCCGUUGGUCCAAGGUGGUACCCAUGUGAAAAGGAUAAAUGUUGCGUUCUACUUGAGGAAGCUGUUGUGAAUGUUCUGAAGUACGCCAGUGACCCAAAAAACAACAUCAAGUCUGUGGCUAUCCCAGCAAUGAGCUCAGGGGUUUUUGGCUUCCCACUUAACUUGUGUGCUCAAGUGAUUGUAAUAUCUAUAAAGCUAUUUGUUGAGACCACGCCAAGCUGCCUCAAGGAGAUCCAUCUGGUGAACAUCUGUGAGCGUACGGUAGCAGAAAUAAAAAGGGCCUGUGAGAUGUUUCUGGGUGAAGGCAGCUCGCUGCAGGAGACUGUUCCAGCUUCACUAAGCCUGCCUGCACCUGUCAUCAAACAUGGAAAUACUCAAUUGCGUAUCAUAAAGGGACACGUUGAAGAGCAAAGGACUACAGCUAUUGUUAGCUCUGUGUCUUUGGAUGGCACGUUUUGCUCUCAGAUCUCAACGCCAAUGCUGCAAAAAGCAGGCCCAGCCCUUCAGGAGGAAAUUCUGUCUCAGCUGAAGCAUUUCUCCUAUUAUAAGGAGAUAAUAGUAACAAAAGGGUAUCAUCUACCCUGUGAGUUUGUACUUCACGUCAUAUGGCCGCAAUUUAACCACGUGGUACUACUGUGCGAGCAACUGAAGGAGGCAGUUAACAAUUGCCUGUGUUUUGUUCGGGAUUAUCCAUCGCCCUCAAUUUCCUUUCCAGAAAAGAAUUGGUCACUGAUGCUGCCUGAGGCUACGGUGGCAGAGACCAUGAUUGAAGAGGUGUUAGAAUUUGCCAGGAAAUAUCCUGAGAAGAAAAUAGAUGUGCAGUUCGUCCUUUGCCCAGAUGACAACGCUACCUAUCAAAUUUUCCAGGAAAAAAUGAAUUUAGCAGCAAGCAAACUGGAAAAGAAUAACAACAGAAGUGAUUAUUUGAGUACAGAGUCAAGCAGUCAAGGCAUAAAGGAGACUACAGAUAAUAAACUGGCCAUUGAACUUCAGGGGAAGACACAUUUCACACUGAAAGCAGCAGAAUUAUGGAUCCAAAGCUUGAUACAAACUCAGGAAAGUCACUCUGCUGUCAUUGAAAACAACUACAUUUUUAGCCUUGGUACAAAGGAAUAUGCAGAACUAUCUCGAGUGAAACAUUCUAGUGUGUCUGUGUCAGAAAAAGUGAAAGAUGGGAAAGCAAGCCUGGAAUUUCACGGACCCCCAGAUGCUGUGAUUGAUGCAGUGCUCGCAACUGAAAAAUUACUGCUUUUUAUGCAAAAGCAUACUACAGCCAAACAAGAGGAACUGCUGCAACUAACGGGCCAACCAGACACAGAUCAGCUUUCAGAAGGACACCUUGACAAGACAAACUCUACUGGACAGUUUCAGAUGCUACAGGUAGACUCACACCUUCAGGCAUUUAAGGACAGACAGAAACAGUUUGAAAGGACUGGGCUUCACAUCCUUAAGAUUGAAAAAAUACACAAUCCCCUUCUAUCUGCUGCAUUCCAACAAAUGAAAAAAAAUCUAGAAGAAAAAGGAGUUACCUCCAAAGGCUCCCACAAGUUAUACCAGCGUGUUCCUGCUCAGUUCUGUACCUUGGUAUGCCAAACUGGAUUUCACAGGAUAUAUUCUCCACCAACAGACCAAAGAUACGGAGCUGGCAUCUACUUCAAAAGGAACCCAAACAGCCUAAUCGAGGAUGACGGGAAGGAAACAGACUCUAAAAUCUAUGUGUUUGAGGCUGAUGUACUAACAGGGCUAUACACUAAAGGCAAGCAGUCUUACAUUAUGCCACCAGCAGUGGAAGGAGAUGCCAGUAUGUUUUAUGACAGCUUAGUAGAUGAUAUAAGCAAUCCUGACACCUUUGUCAUUUGCAACAGUCUUCAAGCCCUUCCAUGUUAUUUGCUGACUUGCUCCCAGGUGAAGGAGAGUCCCACGGACCUCUGAGGAAACCAGCAGCGACCUGAGGAGAAAUUAGUCAGAACUGUGGCUCUUGGGAUGCCCCCCUCAGAACAAACUCUACUGCUUAGAUUUCAAGAGGGUGCUCUGCCUACUCACAUGCUGUGAUCUAAGGGCCUCUUGACAGCUCUGAAACAGCCUUGAGGAAAAGUAAGCUGAUAAGAUUAAGGAGAUUAGGACAAAGUGAUCUAGAGUUAAAAACGAAUGGAAAACAUCAUAAACUAGUUUAAAAUUGUUUAUAUGUCUUAUAGUAUUCUUAGCAUGUGAAGCAUGUGACUAUCUAUUACAGGUUUGCAUUUUCUUUCUUUCAUAACACUGUCUUAAUCUAAAGGUACUGCAUAUAGUUUUGAAACCCAAGAAAUCCAGGUUGGUUUGAUUCUUACACUUGGGAAUGCACUGUGAUGUGUGAAAGCAUCCAAUGAAUGCUGUUUUCCACCUCAGGAUUUGUUGUUCAGUAAAGUUACGACAAACGUGAGGCAGUUCUUCAAGAUUUCUAACGGUAGUUGCUAUUAGUUUUUAUUAGUUAAGAGAGUUGAAGCAGUAUAGAUUCAUAUAUUCAAAAUAAAUAGUACAAAUAAUACUAUCAGCUUAUCUGUUAUUUUUCCUCAUAGUAUUUAAAGAUGGGACUUGAACCAUAUUUGAGGUUGAGAUUUCCCAGUGCUGUUCAAUCUUUUUGAAUGGCUACCACACAGGUAGAGAAAUAGUUCAAACCACGACUCCAAAUUGCUCUCCAAUAAGGUGCCUUACUGAUAUGUUGUAGAGAUCAUUUCAUCCUUACCAUAGCUAGGUACGUCCACACUACUUCCACAGCAACUUGAAGGCAGUAAAUGCCCAAGAGCUAUUAUUCUAAUUUCAAUUUAAAAGGAUUCAGUCCAGCUCUCAGGAAUUCUAAAACUUUCUGCAGUAAAGCCUGAAGUUACAUCUGGCGUUAGGAGAGUUUAAAACAAAUCCACUGUCUGAAACUAAAAGCUAUUAGCAGAUUUGCCAUUCCACAGUUUUGUGAGUUGUACAAUCCAAAGAAUUUAAACCCAUUAUUUAUGGUUCAUCUGAACACCUCAUCUGGUUGUAACAGUGGUGUAACAGUGGUGUAAUGCAGAAAUAAUGCUUGUCAGUCAACAUCAGGUCUGCUUUUAGACUGAAAAGUCACAUAUGGUUAAAACUCUAAUUAUCUGGGGAGAAGGGCCUGCACAAAACUAUUAAAAAAGCCCAUGAGAUUGUGCUAACAGAGCUUCUGAACCCUAAAACAUAGAUGUGAUCCAUGUUUAAAUAAGAUAUUUUUU